This is a messenger RNA of Lathyrus oleraceus (garden pea), 801 nucleotides long. RefSeq lists its product as uncharacterized. Bases 1 to 801 code for a protein of 266 amino acids. The transcript has a single exon. Lineage: Eukaryota; Viridiplantae; Streptophyta; Magnoliopsida; Fabales; Fabaceae. The record is from RefSeq and is a predicted model, not a curated record.
AUGGUGAAUAGAAACCAAAAUGCCGAUGAUAUCAUACGGCAAGUUCGACAUGACGAUGUAGCAGUAGAUAAUAAUCUAGCAGCUAUAAUCAAAAGAAUUAUGGUUCGAAAUGGGAUAAAUUUCGGCCUUAGAAGGACAAAUUAUACGUCACCUUUGUUAGAGUAUAUCUUGCAGGCAGAAGCACCCCCUAGAACCAAAAUCCCUAAAUUCACUAAGUUUUCUGGGGAUAUCACUGAAUCCACUGUCGAGCACGUGGCUAGAUAUUUAAUUAAGGCAGGGGAUAUGUCAAACAAUGAGAGCCUUAGGAUAAAACAAAUUCCAAUUUCUCUCACAAAGAAUGCUUUCACAUGGUUCACCAGCUUGCCCCAAAGUUUGAUCCACACUUGGAACCAACUAGAGAGAAUGUUCCAUGAGCAGUUUUACAUGGGACAAACGAAGAUAAGUUUGAAGGAAUUGGCUAGUAUUAAGCGAAAGUUCACUGAGCCAAUUGAUGACUAUCUAAAUAGGUUUCGAUUUCUCAAAGCUAGGUGUUUUACACAAAUACCGGAGCAUGAACUGGUUGAAAUGGCCUCUGAGGGCCUCGACUAUUCGAUUAAGAAGAAAUUAGAUACUCAAUACCUGAGAGAUAUGGCCCAAUUGGCUGAUAGGGUUCGACAGUUGGAACGUUUGAAGGAAGAAAAGGCUAGGGCAAAUAAAGGUAAAAGGGUAGCCUAUGUCGAUUUCAGAAAUGAUGAUGAAGGUUCCUGUCAUGGACUUUCAGACUUCAACGAUAAUGAUAUCGACCUUGCUGAAUUGACAUAA